ACGACGCGGUGGGAGGGACGCAGAAGCGGGCAGUUGGCUAAGUGGUCGCCAUGUCAGCGGGAAGCGGACGAAGAAGCAAAUGGGACCAGCCAGGCCCCCCCAGCACCACACUCCUCCUCCCCGGCGUCCUGCCCGCCAUUGUCCCCUUUACUGCUGGCGCCUUCCUCAGCCCACCCGAAAUGCCACCUGUAACUGCCACAUGUGAGUCCGUCAGCGCUCCAUCUGGGGCCCUGGAUGCCGCAGCAGCCGUGGCAGCUAAAAUAAAUGCCAUGCUUAUGGCCAAGGGGAAGAUAAAGCCAACGCAGAAUGCCCCCGAAAAGGUUCAAGUACCCGGCAAAGCGCCCUCUGCAGCCAAAAGCAAAGAUGACCUGGUAGUGGCAGAAGUGGAGAUCAACGACGUACCCCUGACGUGCCGGAAUCUUCUUACAAGGGGGCAGACGCAGGAUGAGAUAAGUCGCAUGAGCGGCGCGGCGGUAUCGACACGGGGGCGCUACAUGACUGCAGAAGAGAAAGCCAAAAUAGGGCCUGGAGAUCGGCCUCUCUAUCUGCAUGUCCAGGGCCAGACACGGGAACUUGUUGAUCGAGCCGUGAACAGAAUCAAGGAAAUCAUCACCAACGGAGUGGUAAAAGCAGCCACCGGCUCCAGCCCGACCUUUAACGGAGCCACAGUAACCGUGUAUCACCAGCCGGCCCCCGUGGCGCCCGUUGCUCCUCCCAAACCUCAGUUCCAGUCAGGGAUGCAUUAUGUACAAGAUAAGCUGUUCGUGGGCCUGGAACACGCGGUGGCCACUUUCAAUGUGAAGGAGAAGGUGGAAGGCCCAGGGUGCUCGUAUCUCCAGCACAUUCAGCUGGAAACGGGGGCCAAGGUCUUCCUACGAGGCAAAGGGUCGGGUUGUAUUGAGCCAGCCUCGGGGAGGGAGGCCUUCGAGCCAAUGUAUAUUUAUAUCAGCCACCCAAAGCCAGAGGGACUAGCGGCUGCCAAGAAGCUCUGUGAGAAUCUCUUGCAAACAGUCCAUUCAGAAUACAAUAGGUUUGUCAACCAGAUCGCCACCACCGCACCUCUGACUGGUUACGCACAGCCGCCUCAGAUCGGUGCAGUGCCCAUGCAGCCGCAGUACUACCCUCCUAAUGGCUACCAGACUGGCUUUCCCGUGGUCCAACAACCUGCACCCCAGCCGGCUGUACAGGUUCCCUAUGUGGUUUCUACACCCAUUGGCAGCCCAGUGCCCCCACUGCCUGGAGUUGUACCUACCAUGGCAGCUCCGGUGCCUCCUGUUCCAGCUGUGCCAACCCGUUAUCCAAUCCCACAGGUGCAGCCGCCAGGUUCCACUGUUCCAGCUCAGCUGACUGCUCCGUAUAUGCCUGCACCCCAUGGUAAACAUGCCGCUGCCGUAGUGACACAGGCUCCGCUCCAAGGUCAGAAGCGACGCUUCACGGAAGAGCUUCCAGAGGAGAGGGACUCCGGGCUGCUGGGUUACCAGCAUGGACCCAUUCAUAUGACUAAUUUAGGUACAGGCUUCCCGGCCCAAAGCAAGGUGGAUGGAGCGACAAUCAAAUCGGACACCAUGGUCGUCAAAGAGCGAGAGAGGGACAGGCAGUUGAUGCCUCCGCCCGGUAUGCCAGUCUCUGCACAGAAGGAGCCGGAGGAAAAGUCAUCACCCGGGACCGUUGGGGUUGCAGAUGAUUAUCCAGUAAAAAAGCUGAAGAGCUCAGGUAAAACCUUCGGCUUGGUCGCUUACGCCGGGGACUCGUCCGACGAGGAGGAAGAUCAUGGUGUGCUAAAGAGCUCUGGUUCUUUAUCCCAAGGCUGGAAUGCAGGAUACCAGUACCCAGCUAGCCAGCAGCAGCAGCGCGCCAAGCCACAGAUGCCAUUCUGGAUGGCGCCGUAGGACUCUAUCAGAACCUCAUCCUCCCGGAACCGCCUGUAGCAAUAAUCCAGCAUGUACAUUACACAAGGGCCCUUUUUACUUUGCUGAUUUUUUUUUUUUUUAAACAACGGGACUUGGUAAAGUAACAGGAGUUUGUAUGGAAAGUGGGAUCCCUCGCCCCCUUUUAAUUACCCACAAUCCAACAGCCCCAGUGAGCCAGAGAUGGUUCCCAAGCAGAUCCUCCACUCUGGGGAAUGGUUUGGGCUCCUCCCACCACGACGUAGGCAGGCCAUCAAUAUUUUUUAUUUAUAGACUUUUAUUUAUACGUAGGAGUUCAGGAGUCUGUCUUCAUUGGAGGAGUGCCACCAAAGCACCGCCCCCUUGUGAGAUUAGGGGAGGAGACUAGCAAUGGUCAACUGCAACUCCCAGUGUCAUAGUGGUUACUUGGGAGUUGCAGUUUAACAUUUGGUCAGGGACAAACAGUACCACAAACAGCAGAUUUUCCUUUUAAUCUAAGCCAGAGAGCAAAUACUGUCCUCAGUUUGUUGCCACUAUGGCCUCUCUAUCAGGGCAAGGCUACAAAUCCUCAGCUAGAUACGUAUAGGCUGCCAGCAUUCUAUUUCUGAUAAAAGAAAGUUUUAGGCUACCAUGUUUUAUUAAGGUGCCAGCUCCAUGGGGGCACUCCCAGUGUAUAUACCCAGCAGUAUUCCCACCCGGUGGUGCAGUGUUUAAAGGGGAACUGACAUGAAGGCAAAAAUCUUCAUCUGCUCCAAAUAAAACGCUUCCACAUAAUGUAUUUAUUGUUACUCUUCGCUCUCCCCUUGCAGCAGUCGGUCGGCUUUGUGCCUGUGAAAGAAAACUUACCUGAGCGCAGGUAGUUGGCGCAAUGUAGCGGGGAUAGGGAAGAGUCGUUUGUUGUAUUAAGAUUUUCUGUCUUUUAUGAUACUUCCCCUUUAAAUGAAAUGGCAGCAGUUUAAUGUGGCUUCCAGUGAGGGGAAAAUCCCCAGUAUUCCAUUUAAUUUCCUAGAGCAGUAGGGCCCCCUAUAGAGACAAUACCAGCUUUAAGGCUUCUGUAUUUAGGAAACUAGCUCCGCCUUGUGUUCCUCUGCCUUCAGCUCUUGCACUAGCUCUGCCUGCAUUCAGCUCUCUAUGCAUCAAGCAACCCCCCCCCCCCCCCCGGCACAAACCAUUUGACCUGUUUAUCCCCCCAACAAGUUGAACUAUACCAGAUUCUGGGGUCCCACAGCAUCUGUGUCGCUUCUGUCGGCCAACACUGCUCCCUACUUCCCAAUGAGUAUUCUUUUUGCUGUAAAUAUUUCAGUUUUACUUUUAUUGUAAAUAAAUGAAUAAUUAUACAGCU
Molecule: messenger RNA, 3228 nt
Organism: Xenopus tropicalis (tropical clawed frog)
Lineage: Eukaryota; Metazoa; Chordata; Amphibia; Anura; Pipidae
Gene: khdc4
Product: KH domain containing 4, pre-mRNA splicing factor
Cellular component (GO): cytoplasm; nucleus
Molecular function (GO): RNA binding
Source: RefSeq, marked provisional